Hibiscus syriacus is the source of this 420-nucleotide messenger RNA. RefSeq names its product 50S ribosomal subunit assembly factor BipA-like. The record is from RefSeq and is a predicted model, not a curated record. The transcript has 4 exons. Bases 143 to 400 code for a protein of 85 amino acids. NCBI's taxonomy places the organism in Eukaryota, Viridiplantae, Streptophyta, Magnoliopsida, Malvales, Malvaceae.
UUGGGUUGUUAACUUUUAUAUCGAAAACAGGUUGCAUCGAGUUCCUGUUGUGCAGGUUGGCUAGUUUCUUUCGGAUUAAAGCGAGCUCUACUUUAAAAGUAUAAUUUUUGUUUAUUUUGUUGGCUCACAGGCAUAUGAUGGCAUGAUAGUUGGUGAGCAUUCUCGUGAUACAGAUCAUGAUGUGAAUCCAGUAAGGAGUAAAGAACUGUCAAAUAUGCGUGCUGCUGGCAAGGAUGAAAAUGUCAAACUAUCUUCUCCAAGACUUAUGAUUCUUGAAGAAGCUAUUGGUUAUGUUGCUUCUGAUGAGCUUAUAGAGGUUACAGCAAACACCAUCAGAUUAAGGAAGAUAUAUCUGGAUGUUAACAAGAGCAAAGCCAUGAGUAAGAGGAUGAAAGACUGACUCACACUUUUCCCAACAUA